Molecule: messenger RNA, 552 nt
Organism: Penicillium roqueforti
Lineage: Eukaryota; Fungi; Ascomycota; Eurotiomycetes; Eurotiales; Aspergillaceae
Exons: 1
Coding region: 1-552 (183 amino acids)
Source: RefSeq, a predicted model, not a curated record
AUGUGCAUUGUCACUAUCUGCAAAAAGGUCUACCCCCGUGGUACCUCAUUCUGGCACGCGCACUUCGAGAUAUGCGACUAUUAUGCCUCAAACCUCUGUCAUAUCCUAUUCAUCUUCGAAGAUUUCGUGCGUUUUCCCAGACGCCGUGAAAGUGAACCAGUCAGGUCCCGCAACUUCAACUUCCGAGAACACCUGACCUGGAACGGCGGUUCUGAAUUCAUCGGUCCCAUCUCCAGCUUCAAGCCUUCAGUUGACGAAGUCUGGUAUCUGCUACUUCUCAUACUGCUCGAUUACUGGUUCAACAGAGGCGAGAGAAGAGUGAUCCAAAGGGACAGAGUCAUCGAGAGACACCUCGACAGACUAGGACCGGGACGCAUGUUAGGAGUCAUACGUUCAGUGGCCUACGAAGAGGAUGAUGACUACUACGAAGACGAGGCGUUCUUCCACGAGGAGUAUGAUGAGUUCUACGAGGGUGAUGAGGUCUACUACCAGGAUGUCGAGUACUCCCGCCAAGUAGUUGAGUACACCUACGAGCGCGUACAGUACCGUUGA